GCUGAUACCCUCCGGAAUCCUCGUCGGUGAUUCAUGGAAUGGGAUGGAGAGGCUGAGGUUCCCCCCGGGCUGGCUGGCGCAGGGAUUAUUUGCGAGGGAAAAGUCCGCCGCUGCAGCCUAGGGGGCACUUCAGAGCAGGCGGCGGAGCCGGCAGAAAUUGCACAAGGGCUGGCAGGCGGCAAGGCGAAGACAAAGAGCACGCGGAGGGGGCGGCGUGGGGGGGGGGCGGCGCAGUCGGUGAGUUAAACCGGAGCGGAGAGGCGGGGAGCCUUUCGCUUCGCAGGAUCGCCAGCAAGCGCGAAGCCGAGCCGUCGAAGCAGCGCGCCGAAGCCGGUCAUGGGGAAAGGCGAGGAGCAGGGCGGGAUGUGCGCCGAGCGGGAGGCGCCGAGCCCCUCGUACACCUGGGAGGAGAUCCAGAAGCACAACGUGCACACGGACAAGUGGCUGGUGAUCGAGCGGAAAGUGUACAACAUCACCCAAUGGGCCAAGCGACACCCGGGGGGGCUGCGCGUGAUCAGCCACUACGCCGGCGAAGAUGCCACGGAUGCAUUUAAGGCCUUUCACCCUGAUCCUGUGUUUGUAAGAAAGUUUCUUAAGCCAUUAUUGAUUGGAGAACUUGCCCCAGGAGAACCCAGCCAAGACAGAGGCCAGAACUCUCAAUUGGUGGAAGAUUUCCGUGCCCUGAGGAAGACAGCAGAAGACAUGAACUUAUUCCAAGCGGAUCCUGUGUUUUUUUCUCUUUACUUGGGUCAUAUCCUUGUGAUGGAGGCUCUGGCUUGGCUUAUGGUUUCAUACUGUGGUACUAACUGGAUUACAACCUUCCUCCUUGCCAUCAUCCUUGCAGUUUCCCAGGCCCAGGCUGGAUGGCUACAGCAUGACUUUGGACACCUCUCUGUGUUUAAGAAGUCUACAUGGAACCACGUAGUUCAUAAGUUUGUGAUUGGUCACUUGAAGGGCGCCUCAGCAAACUGGUGGAAUCACCGUCACUUCCAGCACCAUGCGAAACCAAACAUCUUCAAGAAGGAUCCGGACGUGAACAUGGUGCACCUCUUUGUCCUGGGAGACACGCAGCCCGUCGAGUAUGGAAAGAAGAAGCUGAAAUACUUCCCAUAUAACCAUCAGCACGAAUACUUCUUUUUUGUUUUUCCACCUCUCCUCAUUCCAGUUUACUUCCAAAUGCAAAUCUUCAUGACCAUGUUCAGACACAAAUUCUGGGCGGACCUGGCCUGGGCCUUCAGUUACUACCUACGCUAUUUCACCUUAUAUAUCCCCUUCUAUGGAGUUCUGGGAUCCUUGUGUCUCCUCACCUUUGUCAGGUUCAUGGAAAGUCACUGGUUUGUAUGGGUCACACAGAUGAAUCACAUCCCAAUGGAAAUCGACAAUGACAAGCACAGAGAUUGGCUCAGUGCUCAGUUGGCAGCUACCUGCAACAUUGAACAAUCCUUUUUCAACGACUGGUUCAGUGGACACCUGAACUUUCAAAUAGAGCACCACCUGUUUCCCACGAUGCCGCGCCACAACUACCACAAGAUAGCACCGUUGGUGAGGUCCCUCUGUGCCAAGUACAAUGUCCCUUAUGAAGAAAAACCUAUCAUGAAAGCAUUCUCAGACAUUGUUGGGUCCCUAAAGAAAUCUGGAGCACUCUGGUUGGAUGCCUACCUCCAUAAAUGAAGCUGGGUUUCAACAAAGGGGAAGGUGUUAGGCAAAGGGGGGGGGGACUGGGAGCUGGGGGUGUUCACAUAUGUAUUCUUAUCGUCCAAUUUCAGUGUGUAUCUGUGUGUACACAGCCUGAAGGGAAUUUCCUGUAUUUUAAAAUUGAUGCUGGGGUGGGUUCAGGGGACCUAUUUAAAAUCAUAGAGGGUUUCAGACAGGUCAGUUAAUGUCCAUAGAAUCUGAAUGGAAAAUGCUGAUCUGAACACGUGAUGGCUGAGAAUUGGCCCAGUUGGUGGGGGGGGGGGGUAUUUUGAGAAGGGAGGGUGAGUGAAGAAGCAAGUAGGCAGAGAUACUCUCCUGUUCCUCUUCCUGAGACUUACUACUUACUAUUAUUACUGUCCCAGACUCUCAGGUACUUGAUUCAUCUACACAGAUUUUAUUUUUCAAAGCAGUCAAGCUUCUGCAGAUGUUUGAAUUGCAAAACAAUCAUGGCUGGCUCUUUUUUAAUAAACUUGGGUCCCAUUUCCCCUUAAUGAUGCUGAAACAAGAGGAGGGAAGGCAAGAUAAGUUAAUCAUCGUGAUAAUAUUCAUUAUUUGUGAAGUGCCUCUGAAUGCAAAACUCAGAUAAAAUACAGGCCCUGCAUCAUAGGCUUACAUAGACAUAGAAGGGACAUUUGAGAUCUUCUCAUCUGACUCUUGUUAGCCUCCAGCUGAGACAAUAAAUGGCAGAAGCAUGUUUUUGAAAAACAACAACCACCACCCAGUAACAAAAUAUUGUCACCAAUCUAAUGGAGAAUUACAUUGGGGGAUUCUCCGCUCUCGGCUUUUUCAAAAGGAGAACUGAAAGGCCCGGGUCCAAGCAGCUAGGCCAGGUUUGUUUCCUUUGCUCAGAGCUGGUCCUUUCCAUGUAUGCAUGUACAUGUAUGCAGACCUCUCUCCCUCUCCAGUUGCCACAUUGUUUGAACAAAAUUCCAUAUAACGUACUUGUUUUGCCUUGACCUUUCUGCAGGCCGCUUCCCAUUCUCUGCAAUGGGGCUGCAUAUAAACUGGUGUAGUUUCCAUUCGCCCUGGGUCAGCUAGCCUGAUCCAACUAGGGACCACGUGUGCAGGGAAGCAGGCUUUCCAAUGUGUGCUCCUCACCAGAUAGGGGAUGGUGCACUUAAAUGGCUGCUGCAUGCAUGAUUCACCAGUCAGGUCUGCGCAUAUGCAGUUCCAGGGCAAAUGCAGACCGGGCUUCGGGAUGAGAAGCAGGCGCCAUGUGUUUAGUCUUCCCCCACUUUUUCCAGCCUGGGCAGCUGAGUAGCUUUAUUCAGAGCUGUGCGUGUGUGGGCUUUAAUUGGGCCACUGCGUUCUGGGCCCACAGGAGCAUUCUGCCUCUAGUCUCAGAUUUUACAACGGGUCUGUCAUGAAACAAGGUAUUCUCUACAGCAGGUAGCGACUUGGUUUAAAGAUCUUUAAAGAGCUCCUUGGAGGAAUGGCAGGAUAGAAAUCAAAUAAAUACACCCAUGAGAACAUGCUUCCAGGGGUUUCUGGGACUGCUCUCAUGGGCAACCAGUUUAUUCUGUGAGCCAGCUCAACGGGCUAAAAGUUAAUGAGAUUGCAAUUAUUUCUGCUUCUAAUGCCUAUUCAGUGCCUCUUGACUAUUUGGCAGGUAAUAUAAAUCUUACUUGCCGCCAAGUAUGUGUAGCUACCAUACUUUAUUCAAUAGCAUUUCUACUGAGGGUCUGGAAACCCCUGGUUCCAGAACUAAAAGGAACAUUCCAUAUUUUAUAACCUUGAUACAUAAUAUAGGAAGUAAACACCAGAGUGUUAAUAGCACAACUACAUAUUGCCUUAAUCUACCUGGACAUAAUCAAGCCAAACUUGAGUGUUAAACAAAAAACACAACUGAGCAGUUUAAGCAUGUAAUUAAGUAUUGAAUCAUUACAUAAGUGCUUAGGUUUGGCUGAUUCAUGCCCUCUGCCUCUUUCUGGUUCCAUGAAUGCAGUGCUUUUUUUUUUUAAUUAAAAAAACGAUGUGCCAGUAUUCAUAUAUUGAUAAAAGUGCCGUGGGUGCCAGCACAAAAUGGCUGCCAUGGGCAGCAAAAAGAGAGAGAGGUGCUGGUGCUCCAAACCAGUAAGUACUGUCACAAAAAAAGCCCUGCAUGAAUGUAUUUCAAUUUCUCUGCUCCAGCAGGAAUAACCACCCAAAAAUGUACUGUAGCAUCUCCUAUGCAGUCUUCCAAGAGGACAGCUCAUUUGGUCUGAAGUCUUCUGAUUUCCUUGUGGUUCUGUUUGCCCAACCCUUUGGUUCCAGAACAAAUUCUAUCAUACUUGUAGCAGCUUUCUACCUUGUUUCGCUCCACCCCGGCACCUUCUAAUCUUGUAUUCCAUCCUGCUCAGAUGAUUUCUCUUUGCUUAGCCACAGAAAUCUGGGGAUUCAGCCUUUUCAACUCAAUAGCCACCUUCUCUUCAGCUGAGGACAAGUGUGAGGAAUGUUUUGCCCUCCAGAUGUUAUUCAGCUACAAGGCCCAUCAGCCUCAGCAAGCACAGCCAACAGGGAUGAUGGGACAACAUCUGGAGGGCAAAACGUCCCCCACACCUGGCUUAGGGGGAACUGCAGGCUGCAAUCCUAUACACACACUUACCUGGGACAAAACCUGAAUUAAUUCAGUGGGACUUCUGAGUAGACAUGUAUAGGAUUGUGCGGUUAGUGGAUUAUUAAACAUUUAAGCAGGAGAACCAGUACUGCCAAUGACUGUGGGAAAUGGCAGUUGCAUCCUCUGAUAGUGAUACGUAGGUGUUAUUUAGAAUAAAGAACCAUGUUGCUGGGACAGUCCACACAAGUAGGGGUCAGUAUGCAACUUAUAGAGAGCAAUUCCUUUAGUGAAAAUGUAGCAAGUGCUAAGGAAUAUAGGUAACAGGAAGGAGCCUAAAACAGACAUUUUCUCUCUCUUGACUAAAAGAAGCCCCAAUGGCUGUCUUUAUCCAGACCUUAGAAUCACAGAGUUCUAGUCCAGCCCCCUGCAAUGCAGGAAUCUUUCACCCAAGUUUCAUGCUCUAUUGACUGAGCUUGUUCAUGAAAAAAGCACAGAACUGAGUGAUUGAAAUAAACAUUAGCAUUUGGGAGAUACUUUGUGUAUUGUGUUUCAUUGCUUUUGCUGAAAGACAAUGUCCCACUGCUCCCCAGACAUUAAAGCACUGAUGCUUAACUAAUGUGCAUGCGUGUUAAUAGGGAAGUUGUGACAAUUGUAAAUACUAGCAGUCCUAUGUUCACAUUUUUUGUCAGGUUCUCUUAUCAAACUAGACCUGAGUCAAUUAUUUUCUGACGCUGUGUUCCUUCUUGUCUUAGAGGGGUCCUACAAAACAUUAGCACAAAGUAUAUUUGUCCAUACUUGCAAAACAUACGUAAAAACUAUGUUUACUUGGGACAAGUGCUUAAAUGCUCUUUUUUUCCAAUGACAUAUCAGUCCCUGCCUAAUCUAACAUCAAAAUCCCCCACUCAAGGAAAGUUGUUUGUAAGAAAAAAUAAAAUUGGGACAAUAUUUAUUUAUUCUGAUCACAGGCCAAGAUGGUGCUAUGCAGUUCCCAGGCAGUCACCCACCCAGGCGCUGACCAGACUCAGAGCUGCUUAGCCGUCUGUAUAAUGCAUGAUGUUAGCAUGGACUAAAAUCCAUUCCUGGGUGAUAUCUGAGCUAGACAAAAGCAUAUACAAUUUCCACAUUGAGAUUGUAUUUCUAACCCAGGAUAUUCACUGAGAUUCACCAAUGCUAUUGGACAAAUAUAGCCCUCGGCUUGUUUUAAGCAAUGUAGAAAAUCAAAGCUUUCACAUGGUUUGGCCAUUAGCAAGAUAAAUUAAGUGUGCUUUCAUGGAAACAGAACACAUGCUAGGGAAAAAAAUCCAUCUUUUCUCUUUCUCCUUCUCCAGUCAAGUAAUACUGUAAUGGUAUAUUGAAUAUUUUGAUGGUUUUUGUUCAUGAGAAAUAAUGAUUAAAUGAGUGAAGAAUGGGAUAUGUUCUUGCUGCAUUUCAGUCAUUUUGUUAGGCUAUGGCAUGUCUCGAGUGAUGUCUACUUAGCGGAAAGCAGUGCAUGUUCUGGGAAUUGUUGCUUCUGUAGCAGUUGGAGGGUUCAAAGGUGAAAUGGAAGCAAGCAUUCCAUUCUAGAACCCUUGGGAAAGGGGAUGAAAGAAGGAGGGGAAGAAAGUUGGGCUAAGUAGGAAAAGUAAAGGCAUGUGAGAGCAGGGAAGUACUAGAUGUAAUGUGUGAGAGGGGUAGAUAGUAAAAUUAAAUAAGACAAGCCAGUCUUCUUCACUCUUUAGGGUGUAAACAGUGGUGGAAGGAUGCACCAGGGGCAGAGAGCAAAUACAUUCUCAAAAAAAGAAAGUCAGUUGCAGCCUCUCUGGUCUAGAUUUGGAGAUCAUCUUAUGGGCUGCCGAUUCACUCCCCUACUUCACAAAUUGGUGAUAAGCAGAGUCAGCUGUACAGCACUAUACGUAAUGAAUUGUGAUGGGUAGGGACCCAAGACCCUCCUGAUAUUGCUGGAAUACAGUCACCAUCCACACUAACCCAUAAGCCCAUGUGUCUGAAAGCCAGCUCUAAAGAUCAUGUAAUGUAUGUGGUACAGUCCUCCUAGGACUUACCCACCUCAAAUGAAACUGUACUAUUCCAUGUUUUCAUGCUCACCCAUGUCAAACACAUUAAUGCACAUGGAAAGCUAAGCACGCCGAGGAUAAACUUUGUUCCAUGCAGUGAGGUGAUUAUUUCUCCCUUUCACUCAUAACAUCUGAGCAUAUAAUAAAAUGCAAAAUCUAGAUUCAGCAAGUGAGUCCUGUCAAUGGAAGCCCUAAGGGCUUCCACAAUGGGGCUUGCUUCCCAGGGCACACUGCGAAAUUUGCUCUAGGGAGGUUGGAAGAACCCUCAGAACAGUGCAGCAGGGGAGGAGAAGCUGCACUGUGCCAUCUGGAAAGGCAAAAGGCUUGAUGAAACAAUCGCCUUAGCAUUUACAUUGAUUGUGUGGCUCCUUGGAUCUCCCUCAUGCGGCUAUCAGUGAUACAAAAGCAGUUGAAAACAGCUAGGCUGCAAACAUAUCACAUUAAAGAUUGGAUUAAUAGAGCAGAAUUUGGGCACUAGAUAUUAGUAAUGAAAUAUCCACACAAUCAUGGGUUUUAAUGGUUAAGUCGCCAAAUGUUUAACCUCAAAAGCAAAAGCUCCAUUUUCAGCAGCUUUCCCCCCACCCCAUUCAAUCUUGUACUUUGCAGGCUUUUAAAAAAAUAAUAAUGAGUUAUUCUAACAAAACCCGUAAACCUACAGUGUGGGCUAGUGGUAGUCAAAGAAGGCUUUCUUUACAUACAAAAGCUCCAAUGUGUAUCAGUCCCUAAUUCAAAUGUUGUUGUUAGGAAAUCAAUUUACCUAUUUUUUAAAUGUCUGCUGUUAAGCUCAAUAAAAUCAUAGCUGUUGAAUACAUAAA
This is a messenger RNA of Podarcis muralis (Common wall lizard), 7097 nucleotides long. Its product is annotated as acyl-CoA 6-desaturase-like. Gene Ontology annotation, biological process: lipid metabolic process. Gene Ontology annotation, molecular function: oxidoreductase activity, acting on paired donors, with oxidation of a pair of donors resulting in the reduction of molecular oxygen to two molecules of water. The record is from RefSeq and is a predicted model, not a curated record. Gene Ontology annotation, cellular component: membrane. NCBI's taxonomy places the organism in Eukaryota, Metazoa, Chordata, Lepidosauria, Squamata, Lacertidae.